Molecule: messenger RNA, 2863 nt
Organism: Lotus japonicus
Lineage: Eukaryota; Viridiplantae; Streptophyta; Magnoliopsida; Fabales; Fabaceae
Product: F-box/LRR-repeat protein At4g14103-like
Exons: 4
Coding region: 180-1670 (496 amino acids)
Molecular function (GO): protein binding
Source: RefSeq, a predicted model, not a curated record
GAUAAAGCAAACUUCGAUAAUUUCAUGAUUUUCUCUUUCUGAUCACAGAUUUUUGCUUCAGUUACUUGUUUUAUGCCUCUUCUUGCAUUUGAAUCUGACCAAAUAUAUUUAGGGAUCUGCUAAAAUGACAAAUGUUGUAGUCUCUUCCAUACAAUUGUGUAGUUCAUAUGAAUGAAUGAAUGACCAUUCGAAUUAGGGUUUCUUUAUGUUUCUUGCUAUGUUUUUUCCUCUCAAUUCAAACCUUGUUGGGAUGCAACACAAUUGACUGCACAGCAGGGGUUAUGGCUGGUUUAAUCUCAUCAUCACCUGAUACACAUAAGCUCCAAAGAAGUAAUGUGGGUGAAAUGAAGGAUAUGAUCAGCAACUUACCUGAUAGCCUUCUUCAUUACAUUCUUUCUUUGGUCCCUACCAAAGAUGCUAUACGAACUUCCAUUUUGGCUAAAAGGUGGAAGUACUUGUGGACCUGCUUAUCUGUCUUUGAUUUUGAAAAGGAUCGGUCAUUUAUCUGCAUGAAAGAAGACCAAAGACAGAAAUCUCUAUAUUGCCUCUUAGAUCAAGUGCACAGACUACUUUAUCAUUCUAAUUGUGUGAAAAAGCUCCGUGUCAAUUACUUUGGAGUUGCCAUUGAUGCAGAUCGAGUUAAUUCUCUUAUUUCUGCUGCAGUGAAGCACAAAAUCGAAGAGCUUAAGCUUUACAUACUUCUAAAGGCUCAGUUUGUGUUACCUCAUUGUCUCUCAGCUUUUGAAUCAUUGAAUAAGCUGGUUUUAGAACUGGGUUGUGCUCUAAAUGUUCCUAGUGGCAUUCACUUCCCUGGCCUGAAGAGAUUAAAGCUUUCGUGUGUUAACUUUGCAAAUGAGAAGUCAGUUCAACAUCUUUUCUCUGGCUGCCCUGUCCUACAGAAGUUAACCUUGUUCAAUUGUAAUUGGUGGAACAUCAAGCAGGUCGGCAUUACAAUUCCCACAUUAAAGACAUUAACCAUCUUUUGCGACCGUUCUGAUCGAGAGGAUUUGCUCAAUUCUAAAGUCAAGAUUGAAGCUGUGAAUCUUUUAUACCUCAGUUGCUCAACCUAUCUAAUAGUAGACUUUGUCCUUGUUAACCUAGCCUCCGUAGUUGAUGCAUAUAUUGAUGUUGGGUGUUGCUAUCCAUUAUGUCCACAAAUCUCUGGUCCCCGUGCAUUUAAACUAUUGAGUGGACUUGGUAGCAUCAAAUCUCUUAGACUAUCAACUGAUACUCUUGAGUCUCUUUCAUAUGCAAAAAAUACUCUCCAUCUCCUUCCUUUGUUUGACAAUUUGACUCAUCUUGUUGUGGAUUUGGGAAAUUUUGAGUCCACUAAUGAAGCACUAAUGGAAAUUCUCCAAAAGACACCUAAAUUGGAAGUUCUUCAUAUUCCUAUGGGAUUUGACCCACAGAUCUGCUUGGAUGGUGAGGACUGGAGGUUGAACUCAGUACCUUGUUGUUUCAAAUAUAGUCUCAAAUUAUUCUCUAUUUCAAAUUUUGAUGGGAGUGAAGCUGACAUUCAGUUGCUGAGGUUUUUGUUAGAAAACGCCAGAGUUUUAGGGGAGAUCCGGAUAUUCUGUUCUAAAACUUUAUCUGCUGAUUUGAAGAAGCAGGCUGAGAUCAGCCGGUUGCAGCUUGUAGGCCUGGGAAGUUGUGUCAUUAAGUUCCAGUAAAUCUUCUUUCCUUUAUUUAGUCUUAUUUUGCUUCUUUUUUUCUUUCAAAAAGGUAUUUAUUUAUGGACAGAUGCUGAUGUAACCUCAUGACAAAGCUUGAAUUGUGGUCAAAUGAAUUCGCUUUGCCUGGUUAGACUAAAACGACUGUUUCAUGGUCUGGCACUUUGCCAAAUGACUUAGUAAGUUAUUGGAAAUAUUCAUAAUAUUGGAUGAAACUGACAUGUUAAAAUUUUCAGAAUUACUAGUAUUGCCUAGACCCAUUGAUCAAUAGGAAGCCUCAUCAUAAUCAGCUUUAGAUUUUUUUUUUCCUAAGCAGCAUUUUUAGGAAGUGUUCCAAAAACAUUCCCUUCCUUGCCAGGCACCCUUCAAAUUCAAUUUUAGCUUGAUAGAAGACCAGGGUACAUAUCUCACCAUAAAUAGUGCAACUACUUUGAGACAGCAUUUUGUUUCUUGGACUUGCAUGAAAUAAGUGAGUUGCAGAGGAAUACAUAACAGCCUGUGGUGGACUUUCAAGUGUCCACACAACUUUCCCAAUCUACAUCCGCAUAACCAUUAAUGUUAAGAGAGGGGUUAGAAGGAGCACCCUUAAGGUGUCUAAGUAUAUGGAAUAGCAACAGCAUGAAGUUGUGUAGGAUUAGAACCGCGGGUUUACAGUCUAUAAAGUGGUGGUUUGAUACAAUCUCCCCAGAAAUGCAAGGGAUUAUCAGAUUGAAAAUAGAGAGAUCGAGCAACACAACUAAAUUGAUGAAGGGUGCCAUGAGAAGCCAGAAAAUUAGUAAGGAAUUCCUUUACAUUUUCGGAUCAUAAUUACUUUACUUUUGUAUUGAACUGGGCUUCCACCAUAUUGAAAUCCUAAUUGAGAAAUUCAGUGUAUGUUUAGCUGGGAUAAGACUAUUGUUUAGGUUUAUGUUAGACUUGAAUAGAUAAAGAACAUUGUCCAAGCUACCUUCCCAAUCAUCUUUAGGGACUUCUGGCCCUCUAUCAAGACAGAAUUGUUAGUGAAGAUGAUGGAGAUGUUAUGGACAGUGAGAAGACAAUUCACAAAAUUAAGACUCGUCUGAAGACUAGAAAUAUGAAGGACAUUAAGAUUGUAAGUUUAUUCUUUAACAUUACUAUACACAAUAUGUGCAACUUGAAUUUUGCUAUUAUUUGGCAAAAUAACAAAGGAACUGUUAACAGCAGAAUAAGAAGUG